Molecule: messenger RNA, 963 nt
Organism: Harmonia axyridis
Lineage: Eukaryota; Metazoa; Arthropoda; Insecta; Coleoptera; Coccinellidae
Exons: 2
Coding region: 1-963 (320 amino acids)
Source: RefSeq, a predicted model, not a curated record
AUGCGCAGGGAAGAGGGAAGAGCAUUAGACCAAUAUGUGUUAAAACCGAAACUAUGGCGAAGAUACGUGGAUGACACAUUCGUGAUAUGGCCUCAUGGAAAAGAGACCAUCGCAGGAUUCCUAGAACACCUCAAUAACAUAGAGGAAUCCAUAAAAUUCACGAUGGAAAUUGAGGAAAAUGAACAACUUCCAUUCCUGGAUGUGCUCGUACACGAACAGGAAGGAAUUCCUCGAACCACGAUUUACAGGAAGCCAACGAACACAGGUCAGUAUCUCCACUUCGAAUCUAACCAUAACCUCAACACCAAAUUGGGAGUAGCCAGAUGCCUCUAUGACAGAGCAACUCAAGUGUGCUCCAGUCUGAACGAUGAGAACGAAGAAUUCGAUAAGAUCACAGAAAAUCUUGAGAAGAACGGCUACCCCAAGAGGAUACUAGAAAUCGCCAGAACACCGAGGGAUAACACAGAACCUCGACCAGAAACACAAACCGAAUCAACUGAAACGAUAACCACGGUCAUCCCAUAUGUGAGAGGGUUAUCAGAAAAACUAAGAAGAAUUGGUAAUAGAUACGGCGUGAGAACUGCAUUCCAAACUAAGAACACUGUCAGGGCUAACCUAACCAAGUGCGGUAGAUCUUACAUUGGAGAGACCAAACGCCCCCUGGACACAAGAGUCAAAGAGCACCAAAAACUAGCUCGACUGGGAGAAACAGAGAAAUCCAGGCUAGUCCAACAUGCUUGGGAUGAGGAACAUAGGAUCAAAUGGGAUGAAGCUUCCAUAAUAUCAAAGGAAGAAAGAUCGAAACGGAGGAAACUCAAAGAAGUAGCCUUCAUGGCCAUCACUCCGAAUCCCAUAAGUAUGCCGUCUCUGGAGAUCAAGGAAGUCUGGGCACCAAUCAUAAGAUCUGAUCUGAGGAAAUUGAACCCGGUCCAGGUCGGAAGCACCUCGACACCACCAAAUUAA